This is a messenger RNA of Fopius arisanus, 959 nucleotides long. Its product is annotated as dnaJ homolog subfamily C member 30. The record is from RefSeq and is a predicted model, not a curated record. Bases 199 to 870 code for a protein of 223 amino acids. NCBI's taxonomy places the organism in Eukaryota, Metazoa, Arthropoda, Insecta, Hymenoptera, Braconidae. The transcript has a single exon.
AAAACGAUCAUCAUAACCUCCAAAAUAACCCCCAAUCCUUCCAAAAUAAUAAUCGAAAUGACAGUUCUGAAAUAAUAUAAAAUGUCCUUCAAUUUUCACUGAAAACAUUACCAAAAAAUUUAAAGUAUUAAACAAAAUAAAUGAUAGAAUUAUUCAAGGAAUAUUCCCUGAAAGCCCGUCAGUGAAAUAUUUUCAACAAUGAAUCGUUCACGAAGAAUCGUGGGGAGUAUAUCAGUGCUGUCAAGAAGUCUGGCUUCACGUGUAAGAAGAAAGAAUCAUUAUGACAGCCUCGAGGUUGACUCCAAGGCAACUCAGGGUGAGAUAAAAUCUGCAUAUUUCAAGCUGACAAUGCAGUAUCAUCCUGACAAAAAUAGCAGUGAGGAGGCCAAGGUCAAAUUUAGGGACAUAAUUGAUGCUUACGAUGUGCUGGGGAAUUAUCAGAAGAGGAGGCAAUAUGACAGAGGAUUGCAAAUAAAAACUGAUACUGAGCCAAGGCAACCUGGGGAUCCCAAGGUCCAAGAUAUAACGAAAGAAGCUGCCAGGGUGAGAUCUGCUAUCUAUCGACAGAGCUCUGAGGCCCCUGGGAGUUCCAGGAUGUAUGAUUUUGAUCGGUGGACGAAGGCACAUUAUGGAAGCAGCUUUAAGAAAACUUGGGCGGCGAAGGAGAAUGCCAGGAGGUUCAACGAAGAGAGAGAGAGCGUAUUAGCAGCACAGGCUUAUGAAGCAAUUGAGAGGUUCAUUUUGUUUAUGGUGAUUGUUGUAUUGGGUGGAACCAUGGGCAUCGUCACUGUCAAUCAUACGUUUGAUUCCCCUGUUGCGGAACAAAAUAGUGUUGUGAAAGAAGGAGAGAAACAAACUGAACGUACCUGAUGAUGGAGAGAUUAGUUUUUGUGGUAUGCUCAUAGGUAAUUACGUGUAAAUAGUAGGAGAUUGUUGAAUAAAUAAAUUGGAUGAAUAAA